This is a messenger RNA of Danio rerio (zebrafish), 2433 nucleotides long. It is a transcript of the gene pgam5, whose product is annotated as PGAM family member 5, serine/threonine protein phosphatase, mitochondrial. Gene Ontology annotation, molecular function: protein serine/threonine phosphatase activity. The record is from RefSeq and is marked validated. Lineage: Eukaryota; Metazoa; Chordata; Actinopteri; Cypriniformes; Danionidae. Gene Ontology annotation, cellular component: mitochondrial outer membrane.
GAGGCUUUUAUUUUUCAUGGUCGUGCGGCUGUCUUUUGUCGCUGCCUUCACAAAUGAAGUCGUGACUCUGCUUAAGGAAGUUAAUUUUGUGUUAAAACCAACUAUAUUCUACUGGAUUAAACUCUCAUACAGGUUUGGGGAAAAUAAAGCACAUGUUAGAAACAGCAGGACUUCUACGUCCUCUUUGUUCGACGCUGUGAGAUAGAAGCAAACAGCGGCACUUCCUAAGCAGUCCGACUCUCUCAUUGUGCGUCACGGCGCUGAAAAGCAGCUCCGCGGUGACUCCGGUGUUUUGUGCGGGUUUGAAGCAUGUCUUUUCGGAGGGCGCUAAGUCUCGCAUGCGGGUUCGCUGGCGGAUCCGCGGUACUCGUGUGUGCGGCGGUGGUGGCUGAUAAAAAUGGGUAUUUUGGAGAGGGACGCCGAGUCACAGAAACUCUGGCAGCCGUAAACGCAGCGCAUCCUCCGGCAUGGCCCACUGCGAACGGGUGGGAUUAUAACUGGGACAAACGUGAACCUUCUUCUAUGGUGAAUGGAAAGAGAAAGGAAAGCACUGGCGAAAAUGGAAGUCAAGACGCAGAGAACAACAAACCCAGAGCUACACGCCACAUCUUUCUCAUUCGACACUCUCAGUACAACCUCAAGGGUGAUGGAGAUAAAGAGAGAUUCCUGACGCCUUUAGGUCGUGAACAGGCUGAAUUUACAGGACAGAGAUUAGCAUCAUUUGGACUGAAGUACGACACGCUCAUUCACUCCUCCAUGACCAGAGCGACAGAGACGGCCAACAUCAUCAGCAAAUACCUGCCAGGUGUGGAGCUUGUGAGCUGUGAUUUACUUCGAGAGGGGGCACCGAUAGAGCCUGUCCCACCAGUCACUCACUGGAAACCUGAGGCAGUGCAGUACCAUGAGGACGGCGCUCGGAUCGAGGCUGCGUUUCGCCGCUACAUCCACCGAGCUGACGCCAAGCAGAAGGAGGACAGCUACGAGAUUAUCGUCUGUCAUGCUAAUGUCAUCCGCUAUUUUGUGUGCAGGGCUCUGCAGUUUCCUCCAGAAGGCUGGCUGAGGUUGGGCCUGAACAACGGCAGCAUCACCUGGCUGACGGUCCGUCCCAGCGGUCGAGUGUCUCUGAGAGCACUGGGAGACUCCGGCUUCAUGCCUCCAGAUAAACUCACCAGAACCUGACCUUCUCCAGCAGGACCAGCACAGCCUCUUCACAACUAAACGAUCACAGAUAUGUUGAGUGGAUGAUAGAGUUGCAAAGUGUCAAAACAUCUCCAUAAAUGCUCAGCUAAUAAUUUACUGAAAUACAAACAUGCCAUUUAAAUUCACCAAAUAGUUUUUCUAAACCACGUUCCUGGAAAAGCACCAACACUGCAUGUUUUAGAUGUCUCCUUUGUCUGUCACACCUAUUACAGGUCUUUCAGUCUCUGCUAAUGAGCUGAUGAUCUGAAUCAGGUGUGUUUGGUUAAGGAGACAUGAAAAAUGUGCAAUGCUUGUGACCCUCCAGGAAUGUGGUUGAGAAACACUGAACUAGUUGGUUAAAGAAAUUCCUUGCCCAAAGAUUAGAACAUACUUGCCUUCAGAUGGAUGCUUGUUUAAAGAAGUUGCUAACCAGUAGCCAUUGACAUCCACGGAAAGAAAAAUAUGUUGUGUUCAGGCUAAAGAAACUCAAACCGGUUGGGAACAACUGAAUAAAUCAUAACAGAACCAUUCUUAAUCAUACAAAGCUGCAAUUAAAGGGAGAGUUCACCCCAAAAUGUCAUCAUUUAUUCAGUUGUUUAAACUUUUAUUUUCUUUCUUCUGUAGAAAAUAUACUGAAAAAUGUGGGGAAAAACAGCCAUUAACUUCUUUUUUUGUUUCUACUUUGGCAGUUUUUUCCAACAUUUUUCAAAUUAUCUUGUUUUGUGCUCAACAGAAGCAAGGAAAUAAAGGUUUAUAAUCACUUUUGAGUGCGAGGAAAGUUUUAUUCUUACGUGAAUUAUCACUUUAAGGACUUUCUUUGCAACUAUAUCAUCUGUUAAGAGUGGUGAUCGGUUCUCCAUAAGUGUCUUGAGUGAAAUUUGUACUUUUUUAAGGAUUAUUAUUAUUUGUUGUUGUUGAAUUAGACACUUCUGUGCCAUGCUUUGAUCUAUAACCAUAACUGAACGGUGGAAACAACCAGCAAGUGUACUUUUUAUUCUGUUUAGAAGAUGUCUUUUUUUCAGGACGCAAUCUCUGGAGGCCUUGUCGAGAUGUUUGGCGUGUGUGUUUGCACUGUUUACAGGGAGUUGUGUGUUUAUGAUUGUUUUUAGAGGCAAGAUGUGUGUUUGAUUAAAAAAUAAGAAUAAAUGUGAGAUUCUUGCCAUAUGGAGGUUGAGAAAGAUAGUAUUAAUAUUUGUAUGUUGUUUUUUGUGCACAAGAAAACUGGCAGUAAAACGUUUUCAUUUGAGAUGUUCA